UAACAUUUUUGGCUUACACUGAUUGCAACACCAAUAAUAUUUUAUUUGCUGUUUUUCCUUUCUAAAACUGUUUGUUCUUCACUCAACAAUGAAAUAUUUUUAGAAUACAAAGCAAUUAGUUCUUAGACAAACAAGACAAACAUUUGUUUUACAAUCUUCCACUCUUUCAUAUAGCAGCCAGCUUUGUUAUAUCCCACAAAAUUGCAAGAUAUGAUAAUCUAUGCUCUAGUCAGGAAUUUAUCUAAGACUGUUAUGUAGAGACGGGGAGUCUGUAGCAUGCCGCCACGCACGCACCCCGCUCCAAACACCCUCACCCACCCUUUCUCUACUUCUUCUGAGAGGGUGUGAUGUGCUGCCAGCUCUUUGUCCAACAGGUAAUUUGAGUUCCGGGAGUCUGUUGGGUAUUAUCCUGUCCAGAACUGAAGUAAACUCUGCUUUAGCUGGACUAUCAAGGAAGAUUCGCCUGGUUCCUAUCAGCCUUCAUCCCCUGUGAUUUAGCCAAGCUGUGCAACCUCGAAGCCAGUUUCACAGAGUAUGCCUGUUAACAGCCGCUGUCCCUCUUUGUUUCAACAUGCACUUGUUUCUGAACCAGGUCAGUUUUAGUGACUCAUGCAAGUCUCAAGGGGGUUGUUUUUAAUAUAGUUUAGGCCAAAGCAACCUAUUAAAACUUAAUUUUCUAGAACCAUUCACUGUAGCGAUUAGGGAAGAAACUGUUUCUCAGCCUGGUUUUCUUGCCCUUCUUCCUCACCCUCCUACUUGAGGGAAGGGGCUGGAACAGACUGUGUGCAGGAUGGAGUCCUUCACGAUGUGGAGCCCCUUAUCCCUGAGUAAUGAUGAGUCUCUACCCAUCAUUAUGGUGGAGGGAAGGCUACUCCCCACAGUCCUCGGAGCAGCCUUAUCCACCCUCUGCAGGAUGAGUUUCUCCAUACUUGACUCUUCUUCUCCAUCUCCCAACACCAUCCCUGCGCCCUUCCCUUCUCACUCCUGUGUGACGCACUGCCCUGAACUCGACCUGUCGGUCAGUCUUAGCCCAGCCCCAAACCCUGACCACAUGCAACAGAAGACCUGUCGGCUAAAGCAGAGUCAACACAGUGACGAACCCCAACAAAGGCCCCACCCACGAAGACAGACUGAAAGGAAAAGGAACACAAAGGUGUGUUUUGAAGAGCCAGAGGCUGUUAGAGUAACACCCGAUCGACGCAUUGUUCCUCAUCAGCACCAUCUUAGAGGACAGAGAGGAAGCUCAAAAUAUUGCCAUGUUGGAAGAUGUUCUAUGGAGCCUCCUGCUGCAGGACUUGUCUGGAACCCAGGCUGUCUUGACAACGCAGAGCUGAAUUCCACUUUGGCCCUGAAGGUGGAGCUUCUGUCACUUCAGGAGAUGGAGUUUAAUUCCAAGAAAGCCCUUCAGCAGACUCUGCUGAAAUCAAGAAGGACCAAGACUUUGAUCGAUGCCAGAGCAAUUGAAGUGGUGAAUGUCUCUCCCUCUCAACACCUCUUCAACUCUCUGGUGAGCGUCAGUGUGCAGGAGGAUGAGUUGCUAAGCCAGGUGCUGCAGGCCAAGCUCAUUUUGGCUCCACUGCCUUCCCACUAUUAUAAGUCAGCAGAGAGCCCCUCCCUCAACUUCUUCAUCACCUCUGAGCUGUUCAGAAAGAAACCUCUCCAACAAGAAGAGGAGCCAGCCAAGUGUAAACCUUCCCCAAUGGCAUGCCCGGCGUACUCUACCUUUGACCUAUACAGGAGACAGAGAUGCUGGGAGGCCAUACCCUGACAUACACUUUAGAGAUUUUCAUCUAUAAAUGUAACCUAUAUCUGUUCUUUAUGUUGUCUCAGAAAGGGGUCUGGUUUUAUAUUCACUUAUGCAUUUAGCCUCAAGGGCAAUCAGGUUUGAUUACAUUUGUUAUUAUAUGCUGUAUUUAUUCCUAAUAUUUUAUGUGAAGGCUUUAAAAUUAGUUUUCUGAUUCCUCUGUGUAAAAAAGUCAUCAUUAACAGCUGGUUUAACCAAUUGUGGUUCUUGUAAAUGCUUUUCAUAAUAUCUAUUUAAUUGUUUUAGUGUUAAACUUACUAAAGAUAAAUUUUCAAAUAAA
Xiphophorus couchianus (Monterrey platyfish) is the source of this 2084-nucleotide messenger RNA. RefSeq names its product protein phosphatase 1, regulatory subunit 35 (gene ppp1r35). The record is from RefSeq and is a predicted model, not a curated record. Gene Ontology annotation, molecular function: phosphatase binding. Gene Ontology annotation, biological process: positive regulation of centriole elongation; positive regulation of cilium assembly; negative regulation of phosphatase activity. Gene Ontology annotation, cellular component: centriole. Bases 791 to 1768 code for a protein of 325 amino acids. The transcript is spliced from 6 exons. Lineage: Eukaryota; Metazoa; Chordata; Actinopteri; Cyprinodontiformes; Poeciliidae.